This is a messenger RNA of Lindgomyces ingoldianus, 2098 nucleotides long. RefSeq names its product vacuolar protein sorting-associated protein 45. Bases 103 to 1884 code for a protein of 593 amino acids. The record is from RefSeq and is a predicted model, not a curated record. Gene Ontology annotation, cellular component: Golgi membrane. The transcript is spliced from 5 exons. Gene Ontology annotation, biological process: intracellular protein transport; vesicle-mediated transport. NCBI's taxonomy places the organism in Eukaryota, Fungi, Ascomycota, Dothideomycetes, Pleosporales, Lindgomycetaceae.
CGUCCACCAAGCAGCACGACAUGGACCCUUCGAUAGGUGAAGGCCCCGGUUGAUUUAAAGAAGAAGACCUCAUCAGAAUCCCCGAUCGCGUUCAUUCUCACUAUGGAUAUCGUACAAGCCGUCUCUGGCUACAUCACUAAAAUGGUGUCUGCUGGAGACAGCGCUGCAGGCACCUCCUCCGCGAAGAUGAAGAUUCUCUUGCUGGACAAUGAAACUGUGUCGGUAUUGUCCGCAGCAACAACCCAGUCCGCUCUUCUCAACCAUGAAGUCUACCUUACCGACCGACUAGAUAACCAAAAGCGAGAGAAAAUGCGCCACCUCCGUUGCCUUUGCUUCGUUCGCCCAUCCCCCGAAUCCAUACAGGGUUUGAUUGAAGAGCUCAGGGAGCCCAAGUAUGGAGAGUACAAUAUUUACUUCAGCAACAUCAUAAAGAAAUCCUCUUUAGAAAGACUAGCUGAGGCGGACGAUCAUGAGGUUGUACGUGCGGUACAGGAAUACUUCGCGGAUUUCCUCGUCAUCAAUCCAGACUUGAUGUCCUUAAAUCUAGGGUUUCCCAAUCACAGGAUAUGGAGUACAAGCCCAGACUCAUGGAACACCGACUCUCUGCAAAGGUCGACUGAAGGUGUAAUGGCAUUGCUUCUAGCUCUGAAAAAGAAGGUUUUGAUUCGAUAUCAGAAGAAUAGUCUUCUUUCCAAGAAGCUCGCGACAGAAGUUCGAUACCAUAUGACGCAGGAAGAUCAACUCUUCGACUUCAGAAAGACGGAUACACCACCAAUUCUGCUUAUCGUAGACCGUAGAGACGACCCCGUGACGCCUCUGCUAACCCAGUGGACUUACCAAGCAAUGGUUCAUGAGUUGCUGGGUAUUAAUAAUGGAAGAGUGGAUCUAAGAGAUGUGCCAGACAUCAGACCGGAGCUGAAGGAAGUCGUUCUGUCCCAAGAGCAAGAUCCUUUCUUCAAAAAGAAUAUGUACCUCAACUUUGGUGACCUUGGCCAGAACGCAAAGGACUACGUUGAACAAUUUGCUUCCAAACAACAGGGGACACAAAAGCUUGAAUCGAUCACGGAUAUGAAACGCUUCAUAGAAGACUACCCCGAAUUCCGCAAACUCUCAGGCAAUGUCACGAAGCACGUAACUCUUGUGGGUGAGUUGUCUCGCCGCGUAGGAGAGGACAGUCUGCUGGAUGUGAGCGAGCUAGAACAGAGUCUCGCUUGCACAGACAACCAUUCCAAUGAUGUGAAAAGGCUUCAGCAGAUUAUCCAAAACCCAAAGAUACCCGCCGAUAAUAAGCUCCGCUUGACUGCCAUUUACGCGCUUCGAUACUCUAAACAUGCAUCAAAUUCGACUCCAAUGCUGCUGGAUCUUCUGGGUGUCUCCGGAAAUGUCUCGCGACAUCGCAUCAACCUAAUUACGAAGCUUCUAACCUAUCACAACUCCUUGCAAGUUUCCACUGUUGCCGGGGGUGGAAUGCCAGAUUUAUUCCAGCCUGGAUCUUUCUUUGGAGGAGCGAGAGAUCGCUUCAAGGGACUAAAAGGCGUAGAGAACGUUUACACCCAACACUCUCCCCGAUUAGAAGCUACGCUUCAAGACUUAAUCAAAGGCAGACUCAAUCAGCAGCUAUAUCCAUUUAUUGAAGGUGGCGGCUCAACCAAGGACAAGCCUCAGGAUGUAGUCAUUUUCAUGAUCGGCGGAACUACAUACGAGGAGGCAAAGAUGGUAGCGCAAGUCAACGCUAGCUCGCCCGGCGUUCGCGUGGUCCUCGGAGGCACAGUGGUGCACAAUAGCUCUUCGUUUCUAGAGGAGGUUGAGGAUGCAGUAGGGUCUUGGCCAGAACCCCCCGCAGCUUCAGCUGCGGGUCGACUGAGAAGGGAGGUGGGCAGGUGACCAUUGUGAACAUGCAUUCAAUACGAGCAAAUGAGGCAUUACUGUGUCCUCAAUUGUUAUGCACCCUAGAGCUCGCUGUCAAAGCCCAGUUCGGCAAAGGAUUUUUGGGGUCUCGGUGUGGAAGCGUUCGCGCUUGAUGAUGUCUGCGGCGCAUCCUAGACUCGGGUCUCAGGUAGAUAGCGAAUGCAAUAUUAACGUUCGCAUUUGAGAGCGG